AUGCGCGUUACAAACAGUGCCUGGGCCUCUGCCCUUCUGGCAUUGGCCACUCCUGUCUUCGCUUGUGAGAGCUGCGAGCAUCCUGAGCAAGAUGUUGUUAUGACAAGACAUGUUCGUCGUAUGCAGCCCGACGCUCAGAACGCUACUGUCGCUCCUCGAGGACCACUAGCCUGGGGUCAGCUUAACGUACUUCACACGACAGAUACACACGGCUGGCUUGAAGGACAUAUCAGAGAGCAGAAUUACGGCGCUGAUUGGGGAGAUUAUGUCUCUUUCGUCAAGCAAAUGAGACAGAAGGCACGAGACCUAGAUGUUGACCUUCUGGUGGUCGACACCGGUGAUCUUCACGAUGGUGCAGGUCUUAGUGAUGCUACCGGAGUCGCCAGUUACGACGGUGUUAACGGUGAACUGUCUAAUCCCAUCUUCGAGCAGUUGGACUACGACUUGUUGACUAUUGGAAACCACGAGCUCUAUGUCUCUGAGAUUGCCUACGAAACAUUCAACCAGUUUGCAAAGUCCUAUGGCGAGAGAUACUUGACCAGCAAUGUUCAAAUCAGAAACCCAAGCACUGGCGAGCUCGAGUACAUUGGCAAGAAGUACAGAUACUUCACCACCAAGAAAGUAGGCCUCAGAAUCAUGGCAUUCGGUGUGCUGUUUGACUUUACUGGUAACUCGAAUGCCUCGGUUAUCACCAAGGCUGCCGACAUGGUCAAGGAAUCUUGGUUCUUGAACGCCGUCAAUCACAAGAACGUCGAUGCUUUCUUGGUGAUCGGCCAUAACCCUGUCAGCCGCAAGAGUAGUAGCAACACCCUGCAGACCGUUUACGAGGCCAUUCGUGCUAUCAAACCCGAAACUCCUAUUCAAAUGUUCGGUGGCCACACUCACAUCCGCGACUUUGCAAUCUAUGAUGAUAGGUCUGUUGGCAUGGAAAGCGGAAGAUACUGCGAGACUUUGGGCUUUUUGUCUAUGAGCGGUAUCGAAUCAAGCCACUACCGUGGUAAGGUCAACCCCAAGGGUGUGCCAAACCCGACUAUGAAAGCCAAGAAGGUGAGCACUGCUUCAGCUUCUGCAAGCAUUGCGUCUUCUACAGGCUCUUCCAACAUGACAUUCUUCCGCCGCUAUCUCGACUGGAACCGCAUGACAUUCGAGUACCACGCCGAAGGCAGUCAGACCAAGGCUUUCGACACCACCAAGGGUCUUGCUGUGACGGAAAAUAUCACAGCCACUCGCAAGGAGUUGAACCUGACUAGUAUUUACGGCUGUGCACCUCAGACUUGGUGCCUUAGCUGCGCACCAUUCAUGUCUGAAGGCUCAAUCUACUCUCUGCUCGCCACAGCUCUUUCCGCUACCAUCAUCACAGAGGAGCGUGCCAGCAAGCCUCGUCUCAUUAUUACCAACAGUGGCCACAUCAGAUUUGAUCUUGCCGAGGGAGCAUUCGACUACGACUCCAGCUUCAUCGUUUCGCCGUUCACGGAUGCUUUCAACUACCUUCCCGACGUGCCUUACCACCUCGCUAGUCAAGUGCUCGCAGCUCUCGAAAGUGGAGACUACCCAUCCAAACGAGACCUUUCCACAGAAUCAUUCGGUUUCACCCAAAUGAACCCCUCGCUCGAUAGCUGCAUCGACCCUCCUGUGACCCGCGACAAUCUCAUCACCAAGCGUUCUUACCCGGGCGGCCGCAUCAUCAGACGUCAAACCACCACCACACCCGGCUAUGUCACCACCGACGACUUCGGCAGCGACGGCGAUGACACCGUUCACUCCAAGAUCCCCUACUACUCGGUCCCUAACUUUUUCCAAGCUAAUGGCAGUCUUCCUGCCAAUGGCACUUUGGCCGCUGAUGCCACGGUCGACCUGAUCUUUUUGGAUUAUGUCGCUGGUAGUGUUGUGAAGGCCCUUAACGGAUUGGGUGGAGAUUACACUGAUGAGGAAGUUACCUAUUAUUUGCCCAAGAACUUCACUACCAACUCGUACUUGCCCGCAUACGCAAAGAUGGCUCCCGAAUGGCAGGCUAAUGUCCCCAACUGCCCUGUCGGCUUGGGCAUUGGUUACAACAUCACCUCGUAGUUCAUCAGAUUCGAGGAUGUAGACAG
Molecule: messenger RNA, 2093 nt
Organism: Aureobasidium pullulans EXF-150
Lineage: Eukaryota; Fungi; Ascomycota; Dothideomycetes; Dothideales; Saccotheciaceae
Product: calcineurin-like phosphoesterase
Exons: 7
Coding region: 1-2067 (688 amino acids)
Biological process (GO): nucleotide catabolic process
Cellular component (GO): cytosol
Molecular function (GO): hydrolase activity, acting on ester bonds; metal ion binding; nucleotide binding
Source: RefSeq, a predicted model, not a curated record